AUGAUGGCUUGGCUCCAGCUGUGGACUAUGGGGCUUAUUGCCACUAUAGCCUUGUCCAUCUUACUCACUGUUGCUGAUUCUGGCGUACCUGGGGUGGAAGGAGAAAAGAGAGGCCCUGUUGAGAUUGUGAAGAAGGAGACUCAUCCUGUCCUACUCAGGCAGAAGAGAGACUGGAUCUGGAACUCUCUCUAUGUGGCGGAGGAGAAACCUGCGCCUCUUCCCUACAAGAUAGGACAGCUGAAAUCGAGCCAGAGAGUGGAGGUAAAGAAAUUCAAAAUAAAAGGUGAAGGAGCAAACAGCAUCUUCACUGUGGAUGACAAAGGAGACCUGUUUGUCACCAGAUCUCUGGACAGAGAGGAGAAGAGCAUGUAUAAUUUGACUGCCACAAUGUAUGAUGGGAACAACAGGGUGAUAGAGGAUUCUGGAGACUUUGUUGUGCAGGUGACGGAUAUCAAUGACAACAUCCCUGUUUUCCCCAAAACAUACAAUGGAUCCGUUAUGGAGAGGUCCUCGAUAGGAACUGAAGUAGUUAAGGUGACGGCAACCGAUGCUGAUGACUCCACCACUGUUAAUGGUGAACUCAGGUACUCUCUGAUCCAAGACCUUUCUGCCUUCGAAAUCGACAGCGUGAAAGGUGUGAUCAGCUGCAAGAUAAAAAAUCUGGACCGGGAAACCAAGAGUCAGUAUGUGGUGGUUGUUAAAGCUCAGGACAUGAGAGGAAUGGCCUCUGGCAGCACAGCCACCACCUCUGUCACCAUCACCAUCACCGACACCAACGACAACAUCGCUUCUUUCACCCGAAAGACAUAUGAACUGCAGGUUCCAGAGGACCACAAGUUGAAUGAGAAAAUAGGCACUCUGGAGUUGGAGGACAGAGAUCUGAUUCAGAACAAAAACCCCAUCUUUAUCAUCCCAAACGACAUCAGAAGAGUGUUUAAUGUUGAACUCAGCCCUAACAAGGACGGUAACCUCAUGCUCAAGCAGGCUCUGGACUAUGAGACAACAAACAGCUACACUUUAAACCUCCAGGUGCGAGAAAACCUGGAUUUUCCUGCUGACAACCUGAACAGUGCUGUCACCACAGCCCAGGUAAACAUCAAGGUGUUGGAUGUAGACGAGCCACCGGUCUUCUCCCAGCCUGUGUACACUUUCACUGUGGUGGAGGAACAGAUUGUGGAAAACAUUGCAACAGUCACAGCCAGAGACCCGGACAGAGCCAACAAGAAGAUACGGUACUCCAUCUCAGACAAGGACUGUCCUAUCAGUAUCAAUCCGUCUACAGGUCAGCUGUCCACCCUGAGGAUGCUGGACAGAGAGCUGGAGGCCAAACACAUGUUUCAAGUUAAAGCAGAAGAGGAGCCAAAUGGUUUGGAGUCAUUUGUGAAAGUUAACAUUAUGGUUCAGGACAUCAAUGAUAACAAACCUGAACUGGCUGUGGAGGACAUCUUCAUAUGUGAGAACGACAAUGCUAAUACGGUGAUAGGAACCUUGAGAGCCACAGAUAAAGAUGACCAGCCAGCGUCCUUCAGUUUCAGCCUGGCCAGUGAGAGCUCCAACUUCUCCAUCAGAGACUAUGGCAACAACACAGCAGACAUCGUGGUGAAAGAGGGGCCGUUCAGCCUGGAUGACCCCAAGGAUUACAGCGUGGAUGUGCGAAUCAGUGAUGGAGGGCGACCCAUCCAGACAAGCGUCACCAAACUUGCAAUCAAGUCGUGUCGGUGUGAUGCCAGACGGAGUCCUACACAGUGCAAAGCUGGCGCUCGAAGGAUGGGAGUAAGUGUUCAUGCCCUGAUAGCCAUCCUGCUCUGCAUAUUGACCAUACUGGUCAUAGUGAUCCUGUUUGUGAUGAGGAAACGCUACCAGAAGGAUUCUUUGGCCAGUAUGAAGAACAGCGGGGAGAUUCACGAGCAGCUGGUCACGUAUGAUGAGGAGGGAGGAGGAGAGAUGGACACUAAUGGCUACGAUGUCUCAAUCCUGUCUUCUGCUUGCCAUGAUGGCUCCUUACUCCGUCGCCCGGACCACCACCCCCAUCCCUCUCUCUACGCCAUGGUCCAGAAACCCCCUCACCACUCUCAACCCACUGCAUGUAAGGGCGACAUGGCCGUGAUGAUCGAGGUGAAGAAAGAUGAGGCAGAUCACGACAGGGACGGCUUCCCGUACGAUACCCUCCACAUCUACGGCUAUGAGGGACCAGAGUCUUUAGCCGGAAGUCUCAGCUCUCUGGAAAGUUCCUCCACCGAUUCAAACUUGGAUUACGACUUCCUCAGCGACUGGGGGCCAAGGUUCAGGACCCUGGCCGAGCUGUACGGCGUGGAUGGACAUGAGUACUACCAUCAAUACUGAUGGAGACCGUCUGCUAAUAAACAUAGUAUAUGGUGCCAAAAUACACACACAAACACACACACACACACACACACACACACCCACACAAACACAAUCAAAAACAGCCAUAGAAAUACGCUUACACAAAGCCAAAAGCAUGCAGUAAAUAUACACAUUCCCACACAUAUAGAACCAAGCUUUGAUUCUGUCCACUUUGUUUCUGGACAAGGAGCUUUGAUCAAGCAGACAUGUUCUCCAAAGACUUCUCUAGCUUUUGAGAACAGAAUCAGGGCGCUCUUGUUUCCAGUGUAACAACAUUGAACUUUUGAAGUAUAAUUCAGUGAGUCUGUUAGUUUGUCGAGCCUCCCAAGUCUGUUCACUCCCAGUCAUUAAAUAAGAGCGUCAUUAAACUCCAGGAGGCUCCAAGUAUAAUCAAGGAAUCUUUGUUUUUGGAGCUCUUUUACUUUUGAUGACAUGGUGCCCUUUGUCACCUUCGAUGAGAUGUUGAAAAUAUUUUUAAUGCAACACCAGGACAUUGCACCACAGGAGAAAGAACUGCUCCACAGAUGUGCAAGAGGAUUGAUUGUUGGUGACAGGGAGUGAUUCACACAGUGAGGAUGCAUUUUAUUCCAUCAUAGUGUUGUGAUGUUUGACACCAUAACCCUUUAAUUCUACCUAAGAAGAUCUGGAAAUCCAAACAGAUGAAACUCCACUUCGGGCCGUAGACAAUCAGUUUAUCUUGGAGACCUGAUUGGUUAAUCAGUUCACUGCUGGCCAGCGACCAGUUAAUCAACUUCUUUUGCAUUUAACUUGUGUCUCAGCUCCUUCUUGCAGCACCAUUUCGCAUCCCCCUUUAUCCUGUAUCUUUUAUAAUUAGUCUUUUCUAUGCAUCUACAUAUACACCUACCAUGGAUGCAUUUGGGAUUACUAAACAUGAACACAAAGCCUACAUUUACUACAAAAACAUUGUUUUUAAAUGUAUGCAUAUUAUAUCCUGGCUAAUAUUGAAAGACAUAAACUUGUCAUUUGGAUAUAUGCUCAUUUAAGUUUAUUGACUAUUGGAAUUUCAAUAUAAAGUAAAGUUUUAAAUUAGUUUAUGUCCGUCCUCCUGGGGAUGUAAUAUGGUGCAUGUCAAAGCAGUUCAUUGCUGAUUUAAGUUUUACAUUUUCUGUAUUACUCUUUUCUUUUUUAAUCUCUUCUAAAUUUUAUGUUUUUUAUGUUUUAUAAAAGGGCCACAAACACAACGAGAACAAGAUGAUUUUAUUUUUGAGGUGAAAAACUUUGAGCAGCCACAAGAGUUUAACUCAAAGACUAUUGAGAUGUUUGAUGACAGCGAGAUGCCAGUUGUGUUGAGUUUAUCUAAAAUACUGUAAAGGACUGUAUAGGAAGGUUAAACAAUGGAAAACAUACACAGUUCAUCAGUCUAUGAUAUCCAGUGCAGUUUUGUCCACUUCUCAUUGUAUAUAGUUACAGAUUUACUACAUUUCCCUGAAUGCAAUUGUGCAGCAGGUCUUGACAUAACAUGAGGUGUUUGUCAAUGGAGUAAAGAAAAUGUUCAGAUAUGGUCCAUCAAAAGUUUAGCACUGUUUCAGUUUUAAGGUAGAAACCUUAUGAAAUCCUUUCCCCUCUUUGUGUUUUCUUUAAAUGAAUGAGGACUAAUUGUCUAAGUGACUCAUUUUGUCCAUUUUCCCAUCUGCUCUGAGGGGAGAAAAGACAAUACAGACAGAAAGGAAACGGCACUACUGCUGCUCAAACAGAAUUACAACAGGGUUUAUUUGACAGAACCCAUCAUCACAGUUAUUGCUCAGAUGAAAGCCCAAUUCUCAGAGGUCUACUAAAACAAAAGUCAUUCAGACAACUCAGGAAACACCAAGUAGCACAAGCAGCUAGUUGGGCAGUUGUGAUGGCUCUGAGGUGGCUUGAAUAACUUUAACCUCUCAUCCUUUUUGGCUACUGUCGUCACAUGAACUCUGAUCCAACACAAUCUUUAGAUGAUUUUUAGCAAGAAACAAAAAGCACUGCACUGAUCAUUCAUAAACAAAGCUAAAAUCUGACCUGGAACUAACUGUAGUUUGUCCCAUCUUACAAGAAGGCAAAGGAGGCUUUGUUUGACCCCUGGCUAUCUCGGAGAAGGCUGUAGAGCAACCAGCCAAGAACUAUUUAUCAAUGACACCAUAGCAUUUAAACAAUAAUGACAUUUUGUAUCAUUAUAACUGAAGGCUCUGCUGAUAAAUCAUGGCUUUUGCAGUUAGAAGGUCAUUUAUAAAGGGUCAUAACAGUUAAAGGUCACUCAUUGUCAGUAGUGACAAUUUAUAAAUCAGUUUACUUAACUGUAAAAUGCCCAUUCCCAUUAAAAUAGUCCACUCUGCUGACAGCCACGUGUCUUCAGGACAGUCCAUUUGUUUAAAUAAAAAGAAGUAAUUUCAUUCUAGUUUAGAGAAUAUAGUUUAUUUACUCCCUUGUUUAUUCUGUUUUGUUUGGACUUGAACUUGUUUCUUUAAAACUUUGGCCUGUGUGGAAUGCCAUUUGAUAAACGGUGGAUACAAUAGCUGGAAGCCCUCUCAGUGCUUUCCUGUUGGGAUCAUAUAUAUUCUUAGAGCAGCCAGUUCCUCCAUCUCACUCUGUCUCAAUCUGGUUCUCCUGCUCUCCUUGUUUGCCUCACCGUAUCUCUACUACACUGUUGCGCUCUCUCUCCCUCCUCUAAUCAGCUAAACCAAACAGUGGAGUCAACUUCCUGUCCAUCUGGGGCGUUGUGCCCGCCCCUUCCUGUCUGUGUUAUCUCUCUCGUGAGCCAACACAUUGUGCUUACUUCCUGUUAGCCCUGCCUGGGAAACAAUCUUGGAGAGGAAAAGGGAGCGAGGCGAAGGAGAAACAUUGUAAGAGGUUGGGGGUUAACAAGAAAGAAAGAUGAAGAGAACAAUGAAGAGCAGUGAUGAGUUUUCCAGCUGAGCAGAAACACUUUGGAGCUAUGAUGUGUGUGAUAAAACGUUGAGACACAUCACACAUGCAAGUGGUGUUAACAUCAUGUUGCCCUGGCAUCUUUUAUGAAGCAACAUUCAGAAAUCAAUAAGGAUUACCCACAACUCAGUCUUUGAAUUUGUAAUAGGAAACUCUGCACUUUGGUGGCUCCAAGUGGCAGAAAACAUUUUAAAGUUUGCACUGAUGAUUACAUUCGUAUCAAAAGUAGGAAUAGAAGACAACAACUGGUUUUAUAAGCCGCAUGUCUAACAUCCAAUGAACAACCAAUGGCUUACUUGUCUGGCAGCCAUCUUUGUUUUGGUCACAGAAAGGAGACUCACCUUGUGAAUCAAGUUAAAACUCUACUUCACUGUACAGUGGAGGAAUAAUGUUUUUGUUCUGUCUUUUCAGACCUGUGGCUCUAAAGGAAUUUGUGUAUUAUCAUCAUUAUCGUUGAUUUCAGCUUUUAUUAUAAAGGUCUGUGUCUGCAAAACAUCUGUGUUGUUGAAAUCAGCAACCUGGAGCAGAUAGAGCUGCUCCAUUAUCUACUUUCUUAACAGCAAUAAGUGUUGCUUGUUGGAGAGGCAGAUGGGUACAUUUGCUAACAAUUUUAGCCAGCAGUGUUUUCCCACAACUGUAUGUAAAAUACAUACAUAUAUACAUUUAUACUUCUAAAAUAGUCCAUAACAGAAAAUGUCAAUCAUUAAACCAUUUAUUUGAAGCAUGUGUUUAGAUUCUUAUGAUUUAAGUGUCAUAUUUGGUUUUAUUUUGUGUGCUGGCAACAUAAUAACUUAGACAUAUUGUUCUGGAAUUUGUUCUCUCUACCAAACAUGUAAAAUAAUUAAUUUCAGGCUGGCACUUUCAUUUAAUUAUUUCUAGUCUUUGAUGGUCUUAUCUUCCUCUCCAUAGUGACUCAUCGGACAUUGCAAAACAUUACAGAAUUUGUGAUAUAUUUAAUAUCCUAAAAAGUGCCAUCAAACGGUGAAUCACUUCCAGACAUCCAGACAGUGGAAAUAUAUCUCUCAGGUUGGGAUCCAGGCACAAAAAAAGUAAUUCACCUUUAUGUCAAGAAACAAAUGCCCCAUACGUAUUAUCACACUAGCUUCACAAACCAGACCUUUAAAGGAUUUACCUGUAAUUUAAUCUAUGACAUGUUAUUGAGGGGUUACUUUGAGUAAAAUGUAUAUAGGAAAAAUGUGCCUAACAGUGAUUUUUCUCUUUUCUCCCUUACCUUGUUCAUAUUUUGCCUCAAUUACUGUAUUUAGAAGAUGUUAAACUUGACACAAUCUCUUUUUACUGCUGUGAACAGUAACAAAAGGUUCAUUUUCUACAGAUUAAAGAGAGUAGUCUUUGAUGCAUGAGUGACUGCCCGAGUGAAUAUGUGAUAUUCUGUUUGUGUUUGUGUGUGAAUGUGUGUGUAUGUGCUUGUGAUUGUACCCAUGUACAUACACACAAAUGAGUGUCAAACCAAUAAAAUAAAAUAAAAAAAAAUUUUUUGUGUAAAUACAGUAAGGGUCUUCAAGGGAGCAACAUGUGCCUUUAUUCUUUAAAAUAAAUCCUGUAAUACAUUUUUUUGAUGGCAAACACAAUGUUUUUCUAUAUUGUUUUUAUGGUGUAUAGCAACUACUUUUUAUUACCUGACAUUUUUGUAAGUGUAGAAUAAAAAUAAACACUCAAAUACG
Molecule: messenger RNA, 6962 nt
Organism: Morone saxatilis (striped sea-bass)
Lineage: Eukaryota; Metazoa; Chordata; Actinopteri; Moronidae
Gene: cdh5
Product: cadherin 5
Exons: 14
Coding region: 1-2343 (780 amino acids)
Biological process (GO): cell-cell junction assembly; vasculature development; cell morphogenesis
Cellular component (GO): adherens junction; plasma membrane; bicellular tight junction
Molecular function (GO): calcium ion binding; cadherin binding
Source: RefSeq, a predicted model, not a curated record